This is a messenger RNA of Yarrowia lipolytica CLIB122, 1665 nucleotides long. RefSeq lists its product as uncharacterized. Gene Ontology annotation, biological process: secondary metabolic process. The record is from RefSeq and is a predicted model, not a curated record. NCBI's taxonomy places the organism in Eukaryota, Fungi, Ascomycota, Dipodascomycetes, Dipodascales. Gene Ontology annotation, molecular function: CoA-ligase activity.
AUGGCUCCCUCCCAGGGCGACAAGAAGAUGUUCAUUUCGGCGGAGACCGGCGAGUCGCUUACAACCGCCCAGCAGUGGGCCACCGUGGAGCUGUUUGCCUCCAAGCUCUACCAGCUGGGAAUUGGCCACUCUCUGCGCCCCAACAGCGACGCCCACUUGGGAGACGUGGUGUUGCUCUACGUCAAGAACAGCAUCUACAUCCCUGCAGCCCACUGGGCGCUUCUGGAUCUGGGCGCCACCGUGGCCCCCGCAGCCGCUGUCUACAAGGCCCGGGAUCUUGUGCACCAGAUCGAGCUGGUCAAGCCCAAGCUGAUUGUUUGUGACGCAGACCUCAAGAGCGAGGCUGUGGAGGCGCUCAAGAUUCUGUCCAAGAAGAUGCCCAUCGUCACAAUGGAGGAGCUGCGACAGCCCGUCAAGAAGCUCAAGCAGCGCCAGCGGUUCCGACUGUCGCGACCCGAGGCCGCCAAGCGAGUGGCAGCCCUGGUCAUGUCGUCGGGCACCUCUGGCGGUCUGCCCAAGGCCGUGCGUGUCACCCAUCAUGUGGUCACCUCCAACGCGCAGUGCUCGGCAAUUGUGGCUCCCGAUCUCUUCGACGACCCCACCAACGUCAUCUCCGCCGUGCUCCCCAUGUCCCACAUUUACGGCUACUUCAAGUUUUUGUUUGCGUGCUUCUACACCGGCGAGACCUGUGUCGUGCACCAGUCGUUUGAUCUCAAGGCUGUUCUCGACGCCCAGCAAAAGUACGGCAUCACCUCCUUCUUCAUGGUGCCCCCCAUCAUCAUUGCGCUCGCCAAGUCGCCCAUUGUGGACGAAUACAUCCCGUCGCUGCAAAAGCUGCGUUUCAUCACAUCCGGAGCGGCUCCUCUCGGUGGAAACGUCAUCGAGGACGUCAAGCGACGGCUGGGAUCCCAUAUCGCCGUCACCCAGAUGUACGGCAUGACCGAGAGCAUUCUGUCCACCUGCUUCAACCCCUCGGACGCCGACGUGGCCUCCCGGUCUGUGGGCAAGCUGUGCGGUAACAUUGAGGCCCGUAUCGUUGGACAUGACGGCGUGGACCAGCCUGCAUACAACGAGACCGACCCCGACAAGAUUGACGCUGCUUUCAAGCGGGGCGAUGCUCUGCCCAGCGGCGAGCUGUGGCUGCGAGGUCCCGCCAUCAUGGCUGGUUACCACGGCAAUUGUCUUGCCAACGAGGAGUCGUUUGUGGACGCCUCGGACGCGGCCACGGUGCCCCAUUACCACCGCAAGUGGCUGCGAACGGGCGAUGUGGCCGUUAUCGACGUCAAGGGCCGAAUUGUGAUUGUUGACCGGACCAAGGAGAUGAUCAAGUCCAUGGGCAGGGCCGUGGCGCCCGCGGAGAUUGAAGCUCUGCUACUUUCCCACCCUCAGGUGAUGGAUUGCGCCGUUAUUGGCGUGCAUGUGCCUGAAAAGGGCACCGAGGCCGCACGUGCAUUCCUGGUGCUACGGGACGCGCAGGCCAGUGUGGCCCGCGACGUGGCCGCGUGGCUCAACGACCAGGUGCCUUCCUACAAGCGUCUACAUGGGGGUGUGGUUGUUUUCCGGGGUGAGGUAAUUCCCAAAAAUGCCUCUGGAAAGAUUCUCCGUCGGCUCUUACGUCAGCGAAAGGGAGAUGAGGUGGUGUUCCCUGAGCGAGCUAAGCUGUAA